UUAUGUCCCCGUUAGGGUGAAUAUUUGUGAACAUUCGCGCGUUUUGCCCCAGAGAUGCCGUGCUCGAUUGUAGGGCGUCACCCAGGCCCUGCUGCAGGGGUUUCGCACCAUGCGUAUUCCUGCCCUUAACCCCCGAGAUCCUGGAUUCCAAGAACACACGUGCCCGCAGUCCCUCCUCCCACGCUGACCGCGCCGCGCCGGCACGGAGCACUGCAGAGCCGCGAUGACCCGCGCAUUCCUGCUGCAGGAUGACGUCAUGGGUCGGUCAGGCCGGGUCGCCUCGCGCGCUCCAUCUCUUCUCGGGCCAGAUCGCCGCACAGCGACUCCUCACGGCUUCCGGACGCGGGUGCGGGCCGCGGUCGCCGCGCUCCGUCCGGUCUCCGGGGCCGGCCUCGCGCGGGGAGAGCCCGGGUUUCGACACGGGGCGGUCGGCGGGCAGCGGCCCCUCGCCCUCAGGACGCCCCGCUUCACCUCCCGCCCGCAGGGCCCGGGACCGGCCGCGGGGAGCCCGGGCGGGGCUCGCUCGGGUCCCGGGGCCGGGCCGAGCCUUGGCCGGCGGCAGGGCGGUUCGCUCGGGGCCUCCAGCGGCAGAAGCACCGCCGAGGUCCGCGGCCCGGGAGGGUUCGAAGCUGCGAGCGACCGGCCGCCGGGGCCGCCCCUUUCCCGCCGCCGGCCGCGGGCGGAGGCUCGGCUCGCGCGGGCGUCGGUUAACCGGAGGGUCCGGCGGCGCUGCCCCCCCGGCCCGGCUCCCGGAGGACGCGAGCGCAGCGGCGGGCGGCGAGGCCCCCCCGGCCCCUCCGCACAGCCCCGCAGCCGGCCGGGAAAGCCCCGCGCGCGGCGCCCGCCGGAGGCCCGGGACCGCCCCACGCCGCUGCCGCCCGGAAGUGAGGCCAGAUCCCCGGGACUACAGCUCCCAGAGACCCGCUCCCUCGCCCCAGCGGAUUGGCUCGCUGCGCCGUCCAUCAGCCACCCGCCGCGGGAAGACGGCUGCGACGGCGCUCAGCGACCAAUCACGAGAGCGAGGAGGCGGGCGCUCCCCGGCCGAUCGGCCGCCUGUAGACCAGGCGUGGCGGGACGCUAACGGACUGGGUUCUUCGGGGUGGGCGAGAGGGGACAGGCCGGCCCUCGAGACGUGGGGACCUGGGACAGAAGCGCCCUUUUGCUCCGAAGACGCUGGUCUCCGCGGGGCCGGCCCCGCCGGGUCUCGCCUCGCCCGCAUCGCUCAUUGGCUCCCCCGGGACACGUGGGUGGGGGAGGCGUGGACACAGCGGCGUGGGCCGGCGGCCGCGGGGGCAGGAGAGGCCCGCGGACCCGGGCGUGGGGCCGCAUGGACACGCUGGUGCUGGGCCGGUGGCGACGGCGGAGGGCGGAGGAGCUUCAGGUUCCGGGGGACGCGAAGCUCGUGCUUGUCGGUCCUUUCUUCUUAGCCUGAGACGAGAAAACGCCACCAGAUGGAACCAAGGGAAACGUCACUGCUUCUGUGAGAAUCAGAUCACGCCUGUCCGUUUGGCCCAGAGUGAGUGAAACUGCGAGGAGAUGGUGCCGUGGGUCAGAAGCACUUUAAGGAAAACGUCACGUAGACUCGCUCGGAGCCGCUCGGCUGCACCCACGUGCGUGCUGCCUUCUGUGGGUGGACGGCGCUGCCAGGGACAUCUUAACCACACCGAGAGCCAGUAGGAGUGCCAGCUGGAAGGUUCUGUCUGUGUGCCAACGAGGGUCGCCCUCAGCAUGGACUGGGUGCCCACCCGUCCCACCGCAGCCCGCGUGCCCUGGGCGGGAGGUCCCACCGCCUGCCGCGCGAGUCAGGAGGACCCUGUCGCCUCAGAGGAGUCUUCAGCCCGGCGUCCCCGCCGCACCUUUCAGACGUCUGUCUCUUUCUUGACGAGGAAAUCGUUUGCCUCGUUUAAAAGUUAAAAAAAAAAUGUCAGUGUCAAAUUUCCUGUGAGGUUUGAGGACCGUGUGGCCUCUGGAACGGUAUCCGGAUGUGGCCCUGCUUUCACACUUUCCCGUCGUUUUGUGGAUGGAUCCGGGGCUGCUCGGGUACUCUUUUGUAAUUAAAAGUCUUAUUUUUAUAUUUAAAAUGCUCUAUAAUCUUACACUAAAUUUCAGUGAAUGCGGGUAUCCAGUCUGUUCUGUGUAAUUCCCCAAAUGAAGUUAUCAGACACAGAGCCUCUUUUAUAUUAAAAUGGAAAUUUCUCAUU
Molecule: messenger RNA, 2201 nt
Organism: Mustela lutreola (European mink)
Lineage: Eukaryota; Metazoa; Chordata; Mammalia; Carnivora; Mustelidae
Gene: C4H10orf143
Product: chromosome 4 C10orf143 homolog
Exons: 4
Coding region: 249-1427 (392 amino acids)
Source: RefSeq, a predicted model, not a curated record